Molecule: messenger RNA, 444 nt
Organism: Anisakis simplex (herring worm)
Lineage: Eukaryota; Metazoa; Nematoda; Chromadorea; Rhabditida; Anisakidae
Source: the annotation of a GenBank genome assembly
AUGGCCUGGAAGAGGGCGAAAGAAAUGGAAGGCGAAACGUUUGGAGCCGGGAAGGGCGGAAGAGAAGGCGAGACGCCUGCAACUGAGGAGCCUGGUUCAGAAGGUUUGCGUCAUGGAGCCGGAAAACCUGAAGAUGAAGGUGCUUCAUCUGGAAUGGCCUGGAAGAGGGCGAAAGAAAUGGAAGGCGAAAUGUCUGGAGCCGGGAAGGGCGGAAGAGAAGGCGAGACACCUGCAACUGAGGAGCCUGGUUCAGAUGGUUUGCGUCAUGGAGCCGGAAGACCUGAAGAUGAAGUUCCUUCAUCUGGAAUAUCCUGGAAGAGGGCGAAAGAAAUAGAAGGCGAAAUGUUUGGAGCCGGGAAGGGCGGAAGAGAAGAUGAGACGCCUGCAACUGAGGAGCCUGGUUCAGAAGGUUUGCGUCAUGGAGCCGGAAAACCUGAAGAUGAA